Messenger RNA from Megachile rotundata (alfalfa leafcutting bee), 2823 nucleotides. RefSeq lists its product as uncharacterized. Gene Ontology annotation, biological process: iron ion transport. Lineage: Eukaryota; Metazoa; Arthropoda; Insecta; Hymenoptera; Megachilidae. Gene Ontology annotation, molecular function: copper ion binding; oxidoreductase activity. The record is from RefSeq and is a predicted model, not a curated record. Gene Ontology annotation, cellular component: plasma membrane.
ACGCAUUUAAACGAAAGACUUUUAAAGCAGCCGCUCUCUUUCUGUUUUAUGAUCUCUUAAAGUAGCAACUAGUUGAACAAACUAAUUUCUCGCACGUGUCAAAUCUAUCAUCAAAAUCUAUCAUAGACUUCUGUCUAUCGUUUAAUUAAGACAAUUAUUUGAAAAUAUAUUAUACGUUAACUUUCACUCUGUUCGAAAAUCGACAUUCUCUUUUCUAAUUCUUCAACAAAAUUUUCUACGAUUACAAUUCGACAAAACAUUUAUCGUUUCAACAGUGAAAUUACAAUGAUACCAAACAGUAAACUUCCUGUUCGAGAAAAUUAUCAAUGUAUCUACAUUUGCAAUCGAUAAUUACAGUUAUUAGACAAAAACGAAUAGUUUUUGCAUAAUUUGUUGCCACGUAAAACCCAAGUGAACGAGCCGGUGUCGUUUCGGCUAGAAGCCGCAUCAGCGAACGAGCAAGUGAACGUUUCCGCAGUUGAAAGAUCUUUCUUUUAAUCCAGAAACAACUCUCUCCCUGGCAAUGAACUCACCGGUAUCGUGCUAGUGUAUCCACGGCCACGAAACCGGCCAGUUCGGCCUUCUGAUCCUUUCGUUUCAGUUGUGAAACGCGUCAAGUAUCAUCGCUGGAACCACAACUCCAUCAAAGUUUCAGCAAUGCUCUUCAGGUUCGCGAUUUUCGUCGGCCUCACUUCCGUCGUCGCGACCAUCAUUUACCUCACUCCUAUACCAGAACAAAUAUUUCUCUCCUGCGAUCGACCAUGCCAUCAUCUGGACUGGCCUAUGAUUUGUCGGCUAAAACUCACACUGGAAGUGUUCCAGUCGCUCAGCAAAUCAUGCGGUGAUUGCCCGCAGAAUCAGACGGCGUGUUUGCAUAAUCAUUGCAUAACCGCGGAUGGACAGAGACGAGGAAUCCUAACAGCUAACCGUCAGCUACCUGGACCUACUAUACAGGUUUGUGAAAACGACAUCUUGGUGAUCGACGUAAUAAACCGACUUCCGGGUAAAGCAGCUGCAAUGCAUUGGCGGGGUCAAUCGCAGGUCGAGUCACCGUUUAUGGACGGUGCACCUCUCAUCACUCAGUGUCCCAUACCGAGCUAUACUACUUUCCAGUAUAAGUUUCGUGCAUCCGUGGCUGGGACUCACCUUUGGCAUGCUCAUGCUGGUGCCGACGUCACCAACGGAAUUUUUGGCGCACUAAUCGUGAAACAGGCGGACAUAAAAGACCCGCAUCGGUCUUUGUACGACAUCGACGACUCGAAUCACGUAGUAUUGGUUAGCCAGUGGCAACAUUCUGCAGAAAUCACGUUCACCGAAGGCCACGCGAAACCAGCGAUUCUUUUGAUCAAUGGCAGGGGACGUCAACCAAAUGGGCCAAAUGUGCCCUAUACAACGUUCACGGUUGUUCCAGGACGUCGUCAUAGAUUCCGUAUUGCGAAUGCUGGUGGUGCUGGAUCAUGUCCAAUAACCAUUUCCGUCGAUGCCCAUCCUAUGCUGCUGAUUGCCCUAGAUGGUCAGCCAGUGGAACCGCGACAAGUUACAUCGAUUACUCUGGCGAAAGGCGAAAGAGCCGACAUCGUUCUAAAAGCGAACAAACGUGUCGCUUCCUACUGGAUGCACGUACACACGUCGAAGGAAUGUGGAACGAGUCCCAUAAACGGAGCCGCGAUUUUGAGCUAUAAGGGAAGCACGAUGGAAAGUCCAUUAUCAUCGACGGAAGCAAUUAAUGAUCCGGAAAUUGAAGAGACGAGCCGGGUAACAAUGACGACCAAUCCCGCGGAAAAAUGUGAAAACCCGGAGAGUCUAUGCGUGACGGAGAUACAAGCUUUGCGGAAGAUCCCCAGCGUCCUCGCUAAACCCAGAACCGAUGUCACUAUCCGCUUGCCUAUUAAUUACAAGUUCCAGGCAAAUGACUUCGUGGUUAAUGGAGCAGAGACGAGGAUUUUGAACGUUAAUAACGUUACGUUCACGUAUCCAUCAUCGCCCUUGUUGACUCAAGGCGUCGACAUUGCCGAAGAAAGUUUGUGCUCUUUUUCGUCCGAUGACGAAGACGUUCGCAAUGAAAAUAACGAAACUACGACACUGUCCCCACGAUGCCAGCACGGUGAUGGUAUUAUUUCUGAUACGUGCGAGUGUGUUCACGUGAGAUAUAUACCACUGGAUUCGACUGUCGAAAUCAUUUUACUUGAUCAAGGUGGUCUUGACGAUCUGGUUUACCAUCUACACGGAUACAAUUUUUACAUAGUCGGAGCAAGGAAAUUCGAUCGAAGCGUGUCCUUGCAAGAGUUGAAGAGCUUGGACGACAAAGGACAACUGUUCACUCGGAAUCUUGAUUGCACGGUGGCCAAAGAUACCGUCGUCGUACCCAAAUUUGGUGCUGUCGCCAUUCGAUUCAAAGCUAACAAUCCAGGUUACUGGAUGCUACGAGAUGAACAUUCCCCUUAUUGGACUCGCGGUUUGGACGUGAUUCUUCAGGUCGGUGAAAACAGCGACAUGGCUUCCGCUCCACAGGACUUCCCCAAGUGUGGAUCUUUCGUCGGACCUGACUAUUUUCUAAUAUAGACUGCUAAUUGGUUAAGAAUCGAAAUGUAUAUAGUUGUAAAUAGACGUAAAGUGGAAGCGUGUACUUUUAGACGACUGGGAAAAAGACUUUAUAUAUUUUAUUUUUAUUUCUUAUUAAAUAAAGAAAACGCUUGUUGUAUUACUCUAAUGCUUCUGUCAGUUUCAAUUGAUCUGGGUAUUCGACAAUUUUUAGGAUAUUAACACGGCUCGAUAAAUAUACUAUUUGUUUAUCUUCUUCUUCUUCUCUUACGAAUAAAUGUU